Emiliania huxleyi CCMP1516 is the source of this 864-nucleotide messenger RNA. RefSeq lists its product as hypothetical. The coding region runs from base 1 to 864 and encodes 287 amino acids. Lineage: Eukaryota; Haptophyta; Isochrysidales; Noelaerhabdaceae. The transcript is spliced from 8 exons. Gene Ontology annotation, molecular function: protein serine/threonine kinase activity; ATP binding. The record is from RefSeq and is a predicted model, not a curated record. Gene Ontology annotation, biological process: intracellular signal transduction; peptidyl-serine phosphorylation.
AUGCUAAUAUCUCUUCGAGACUUCGUACAUCUCCUCCUGCUGAUCUCCGCAAAGCGCGAGAUCGAGCUCGUCUACUCGACGCCGUUUGCGCUCAUCUGCAAGCACAUCGAUGAGGCGGCGGGCGUGAUGGCGCCCGACCCGAUCCAGCUCGUCUACCGGCUGAUUGCGGACUCGCUCGUGUCGCAAAAGAUCGAGGACCCUGCCGACGCCAAGAGCGGCACAAACACGACCCUGCUGAGCGACUCGAUGCCGAAAGGGACUUCCAUCCGAGACUUUACCCUCAAGAAGCUGGUCGGCCGCGACGGCUUUGGCAACGUCUGGCUGGCCGAGCGCAAGCGGACGCGCGACCUGGUGGCGAUCAAGGUUCUCUCGCGCAAGGAGACGACGGUGUGGAUGAUGAACCGCGCAAAGAACAUCCUGGCGCACGCCGACUCCCCGUAUGUCAUCAAGCUCUUCUUCUCCUUCUCGACCGCCAACCACCUGUACAUGGCGAUGGAGUACGCGCCGUGCAGCGACUGCUUCUCCCUCCUCUCCUCGCUGGGCUUCCUCGAGGAGGCGAUCGCGCGCUUCUUCCUCGGCGAGGCCGCGGCCGGCAAGGAGCCCCAAGGCGCCGGCGGCAGCAGCCUGCCGUCCAACAAGCACAACUCGCUCGAGGUUGGCACCGCCGACUACCUCGCCCCAGAGAUCCUGCGCCGCCAGUGGCACGACCAGCGAGUCGCCUACCACCUCCUCGCGGGCGAGACGCCCUUCGGCGACUCGACCGCCACAAAGAUCUACGCAAAGGUGCUCGUCGGCGAGUACGAGCGGCUCUCCCCCUCCGACGUGUCGCCCGAGGCGGCGGACUUGCUCUCGCAGCGCAUCUAA